GGAACUCUCACAUUGCCGAUGAAAGAAAGACGAGAAAAACUAUGGCAGGAUCUUCUCUCUUUGGGGAACUGCCGCGACGUCACUCUAUGGACCUGCAACGAUUGCAUCGCGGCAUACACAACCUGGAUGUGUGCGAUCCAGUUCCCCAAAUGCAUACCUUACCCCUUUCACUUCAGCAUACCCAGGAAGAACGCCACCACCAAUCCCAAAGCCGGCAUGAAGGCCGACCUCAUCUGGGGAUACGGAGGAACGUCGCCGGAUUACGUCGUCAACCCCUGCUUCGAUCUCUGCUACGACGUCGUCCGAAAGUGUCCACCAUCGCUGCAAUUCACGGUAAGUUGCUCCAAAGCUUUCUCGCAAAAAAACUCUUCCUCUCUCUUUCGCUUCACUUGCCAGUGUCCCACCGAUACCAGGAGCUACGGGGACAAAUCUGGAUGCAACGAUCUUGUUUAGAAACAUCUGUGCUGA
Selaginella moellendorffii is the source of this 468-nucleotide messenger RNA. Its product is annotated as stretch-activated cation channel MID1. Gene Ontology annotation, molecular function: calcium channel activity. The record is from RefSeq and is a predicted model, not a curated record. Lineage: Eukaryota; Viridiplantae; Streptophyta; Lycopodiopsida; Selaginellales; Selaginellaceae. The transcript has 2 exons. Gene Ontology annotation, biological process: calcium ion import across plasma membrane. The coding region runs from base 19 to 453 and encodes 144 amino acids.